AUCCCCACACAGCUCGCCUGCCUGGUGGCCGUGGUCGUCGCCGACAGCUACAAGACGCCCAUCCCGAUCCUCAAGGACGACCGCACACAGAACGCCUACGGCGAGUACACCUUCGACUUCGAGACUGGAAACGGCAUCGCCAGGAACGAGGCCGGAAAACAGGCUGAUGGCCAGGAGUCCUCGGGAGGAUGGAGCUACACCGCUCCCGAAGGCGUGCCCAUCAAGCUCAGCUUCACCUCCGGUGUGGGCGGCUACCAGCCCGUGGGCGACCACCUCCCCGUGGCACCCACGCCAGUGCCUCUUCCCUACGAACGUCAGGACUACUAAAUCUAUCGG
This is a messenger RNA of Penaeus vannamei (Pacific white shrimp), 336 nucleotides long. The record is from RefSeq and is a predicted model, not a curated record. NCBI's taxonomy places the organism in Eukaryota, Metazoa, Arthropoda, Malacostraca, Decapoda, Penaeidae.